AUGGAAGCAGGAUAAAAGGAAUUUAAGCCUUUAGAAUAUAAAAGAUCAGUCGUCUUUGCCAAAAAUCUUACUCAAUAUUUUGAUCAUUAAACCAAAAAUAGUAAAAAAUCUCAAGUGCUCAUAGAAGAUCAACUAAGCUAUGAUUUGAUAGUAGCCAGAACUACUAUGAAAGUGUAUUAGGAACAAGAAAUUCAGAAGAUAAUAGGCCCAUAAAAUUUAAGAGUAAAAGCAAGAUAGGCAUGUUUCAAGUGUGCUGUGCUUUAUUAAGUCGGAUAAUAGGAAUUGGUUAUCUAUCAUUUCCAACAAGCCUUGACUUAAGCUAGAUCCUAUUCACUUUAUUUUUAAUGUUCUAUACAAGAAAUAGCUUAUAAUAUUACCAAAAAAAGAGGCUUGGUUAUAUUUAUAACCUCAAUAUAAUUCUUGACAUACUGUUUAUUUCCUUGUGCACACUUGACAACUGCAGCUUCUGGCACUGCAAGUUUAGUAAAAACUUACUAUGAUAAUUUCGAUAAAUACUAGUCAGAAAUAAUAAUUGGUAUUUGCAUGUUUUACUGCUUGAUAAUCUUUUUUUUCAUUCAAUUUGUUUGGAAGUUAGCAGAAUCUGAAGUGAAAGCAUUACCUGUAUUCUAAAAAAGCUCUUAAGACUAUGGAGAAUUAAUGAUGCCCAUCAUUGCUUAUUCAUUUCAAUUUGAGUUAUCCUUGAUCCCUGUUUAGUGCUAUCUAAAGCUAAGUGACUAAAAUGGACUUAAAGGAUAUAAAGCUUCCAUAAUAAGCUUGACUGCUGCCACUUUCUACUAUACUCUUAUCUUGAUUUUUUGCUAGUUAUGCAUCCUAAUUGAUGAACUGUUAAGGUCAUCUCUAACCAAUCAUGUCGAAAAGCUAAAUUCGUAUAAAUAGUCAACUAUUUAAAUGGAGCAUGACAUAUCAAAUAUCUUAGAUAAUAGAUGUAAUGAUGAAAUCAGUUCUGAUUAACUUAAAAAAUCUAGGACAAGAUUUAUCACCUCAAUAGAGAUUACGGAUGAUUAAUGUAAGUCGUUUAUGGUGGGUUUGAAAGAAAAAAAAUACUGGAUGGCUUAUAUGGAUAUGAAAAAGAAGCAUAGAUUAAUCCUAGGUUUCAUUCUAUUUUUAGUAAAUGCUAUUAUUCUUUGCGUUAAUGUGGAAGUCAAAGCUAUUGUAAAUUUAUUAGGAUCCACUACCAUCCCACUUUUGAUUUAUGUUUUUCCAGGAUACCUUUAUCAUGAAUAUCACAAACAAGAUAGCUCAUUGAUUUUGAUGAUGUCAAUGAAUCGCUUUCAUUAUAAAUUCUCCCAAAUAUUCUCAAUCUUAGGAGGCUUACUAAUAUUAGUUUACAGUACAAGUUUGAUUUAUAACACAUCAGAUGAGACUCAGAAAUCUGUGUGA
This is a messenger RNA of Stylonychia lemnae, 1401 nucleotides long. The record is from the annotation of a GenBank genome assembly. Lineage: Eukaryota; Ciliophora; Spirotrichea; Sporadotrichida; Oxytrichidae.